AUGGGUGAUCGAAAUUUGGAACUACAAACCACACUAGUGCGCUACAAUAAUCCGGUGCUUGUGGUAAAGCAUGUGGAAAAACGAGACCCAGCAAGUGAUGUCGCACCACCGAAAGAACAAACUGGCCGUCCCGGAUCGGGCGGUGCCGUCGUAGUUGAUAGUCCGCGUGAAACAGAAGAAAUACUGAACUGCAUCCUGCCACCGAAAACAUGGGAAGAGGAUGGUCAACUUUGGACGCAAACUGUUUCCAGCACGCCCGCAACCCGUCAGGAUGUGAUCAAUCUGCAGGAAAUGUUGGACACGCGUUUGCAGCAAACACAGGCACGCGAAACGGGCAUAUGUCCGGUGAGGCGGGAACUGUACACCCAGUGCUUUGAUGAGUUGAUCCGCCAGGUUACGAUCAACUGUACCGAGCGUGGACUUUUACUGUUGCGUGUGCGGGACGAGAUUGCGAUGUCACUGGAAGCGUACGAAACGCUUUACUGUAGUUCGGUGUCGUUCGGCAUCCGGAAGGCGUUGCAGGCGCAGGAAGGUAAGGAGAAGCUGCAAGAACAAAUACAGCAGGUGGAACACGAGAAGGAGCUGCUGCUUAACUCGAUCAGCGACAUGAAGAUAAAGGCGGACCAGGCCGAGCGAAGGAAUGCGGAAUUGCGAGCGUCCGAGGAGAAGAAACAUUCGGAGGAAAUUGCCUUCCUGAAGAAAACGAACGCACAGCUCAAGGCCCAACUGGAAGGAAUUAUUGCACCGAAGAAGUGAACCCGGGGUGUGUCUGCCACAGCAAUGCCGACGCGCAUCGUGUGGACCAAACAAACCG
Messenger RNA from Anopheles maculipalpis, 814 nucleotides. RefSeq names its product putative inner dynein arm light chain, axonemal (gene Dnali1). Gene Ontology annotation, cellular component: axoneme; filopodium. Lineage: Eukaryota; Metazoa; Arthropoda; Insecta; Diptera; Culicidae. The record is from RefSeq and is a predicted model, not a curated record. Gene Ontology annotation, molecular function: dynein heavy chain binding. Bases 1 to 756 code for a protein of 251 amino acids. The transcript is spliced from 2 exons.